CAAGGACCUUCCGCAUGCGGCAAGUCUCGCGGUCUGGGCCGCUAGUGCUCUCCGCAACCGUCGGUAUCCAACAAGACGCUAACCACGGUAACCACCACGCGUCAGAGCACACGGAUAUCUCGGCCCAUCACCGUCAGUGACUGGGAUGCAUUCUCUUCAAACCUACAGCCAACAGCACUGCCAAGUAUUUUGUCCUGCGGCGGCGAGAGAGUGCGAUGGUGCGAUCUGUGAAGGAUGAACCGAUGAAGGACAGUCUGGAGAGACUGUCCUCGAGAGGGCGAGGAGGACAAGCAGGCAAAUGAGCUCUGAGGGACAAGACAAAAGGAUAUAUAAGGCGUACGUCCCUCGAGCAAACCAGGACUUUUGGGCUCGCAGACAUCACUCUAUCACCGGUCCUCGGCACCUCCUAGAGUCCUUCAGCUCAUCUUUGUCUCCCACCUUCACCAGACCAACGACCGCCCAGCCAGAUCAUGAACCGCCUCGUGCUGGCGCUCCUGCCGGUUGCGUUUGCAGCUCCAGCUUUGCAGCUCGCCGCAGGAACGAAAGCCAUCAACGUUGUUCUUCAAAUCAAUAAGGCCACGUCUGAAGCCGCUAUUGACGUUUUGGAUGAGAACAAGUCCACUGUCUUUGCUCAUUCAUGCUCGCGUACCCUUGCGUCCGGUUCCUUUGCGAGCUCACCACUUGCCUUCACCGUCAAUGAGCAAGGUGCCGGCACCCUCAGCGUCGGCCCACAGACUUACACCAUCCAUGACCAAGUCGAAUACUCUGGAGGCAUCGUCUGUGGGCGUGUCGCCAGUCCUGGCGAGGUCGUUGUCAGCUGCCAGGUCCCCGUCCCAUCGUCUCUGCAGUUGCAUAGUCUGAACAAAAGGGACCUCCAAGAUUGUUUUCCUCAUGGCCCCGUCGAGCUCUCCAAGGUGGUGGAAGCAUUGGAAUCAGAAGGCGCUGUGACUUCAGCCAACGACACCGUCAGCUCCGUUACUGAGACACAAGAUGUUGCAGCGGAUGCUGCAGACAAACGCCAAUAUAACCCAUGCAGCAUCUGGAGCUCAGCAACAAUCAUGGUUGGCAACGGUAACCCACACCAGAAUCCACUCCACAUUCAACUCAGUGAGCCCAUGCAAUGCGGGCAAAGCAGCUGCGAAGUAGGAUACUCCCAAGCCCGUUCCUUCACCGUCGGCUGGACAGCGUCCCUCUCGGCCGCGCAGUGGAUCAGCGGUGGUUUCUCCGUUGAAUCGACGAUCGAGACGGGCAAUCAACACGUAUGCCACGGCCAGGCGCAUGAGUACUUCGCCAUAUGGAAGAAUCAGGCGCAAACAGCCUACACCGUCCAGAACGCCCUCUACAACGCCUGCACCGGCAUGCACCCGAGCGGAUCUCAUUUCGUCAUGUGGUCGCCCAACCGAGACAACCGCGGUGGAAACUACUACUGCGUCUACGGUCGGCAGUAUGUCCGUUGGAUUGGUGACCGAUGGCUCGACACGGCUCCGCAUACGCCAGGUGGUCCUCCUUAAGUCACACAUCAAGUCAGUGUUGGCGUGGGACUCCAUGUUGCGCUUCGAGCGCGUCAUGGCUCGCCAGCACCUGCCAGUUAGCACAGACGGCACCUUUGGUUUCACGCUGCGCUUCUCCUCCUCUGCAGUCCACCUCACCUUCUUCAUCUCGACUUGGGGAUUCAACAUCUCUGCCUUUGGACAUCUUUGGAUUAGUUAGCUACUUUAGUUGAAUGC
Molecule: messenger RNA, 1727 nt
Organism: Parathielavia appendiculata
Lineage: Eukaryota; Fungi; Ascomycota; Sordariomycetes; Sordariales; Chaetomiaceae
Exons: 3
Coding region: 471-1511 (346 amino acids)
Source: RefSeq, a predicted model, not a curated record